Erinaceus europaeus (western European hedgehog) is the source of this 231-nucleotide messenger RNA. It is a transcript of the gene DEFB136, whose product is annotated as defensin beta 136. Gene Ontology annotation, biological process: defense response to bacterium. Lineage: Eukaryota; Metazoa; Chordata; Mammalia; Eulipotyphla; Erinaceidae. The transcript has 2 exons. Bases 1 to 231 code for a protein of 76 amino acids. The record is from RefSeq and is a predicted model, not a curated record.
AUGAGGUUCUGUCUCUCUGGGCUGCUCUUCCUCCUCAUGACCUCACUGCCUUCAGGGGAUGGUGCGAUUGGAAAUGAAGGUGUAAAAGUUCGUACCUGUACUGCAGUUGGUGGCAGAUGUUACUUCGGCUGUAAACCAGGAUGGGAGUGGGUUAGCUUCUGUUACACCAUUUUGUCUUGUUGCAAAGUUACAAAAAAUAAGCCCCCUCAGUUCUAUGACUUGACCCGCUGA